AUGCUUCUCCUGGUUUUGUCGUGCUCUCUAUCCCUCCUGCAACAGCCUCGCCCGCCGCUCGGGCUCGGCCUCCGCCCGGCGCUGCUCUGCGGCCGCCGAGUUGCGAUCGUGAUGGCUGCAGACGAGGCGGCGGCGCAGCGGGCGGAGCAGGCGGACAGGGCAGCAGCAGCGCUGGCACAGUUGCCACCUGGCCUGUACAACCGCGUGAGCUUUCAGAGCGGCGGCAUGAAGCAGGCCUACGCGGAGGAGGAAUGCCUCGUGCUGUGGGAAGCGCUCAAGGCGUGCUACCCAACCGAGGCGGACGCGCUCGCGGCAGUCGACAAGAACUCGAUGACCGUCAAUCCGUCGAUGAACUCGCCCUCCAAGAUCACCGAGACGCACGCGCUUCUGGCGAGGCUCCUCGUGCUCGGCGGCCUCCUCUCUGUCGUCUCGCUCGCCGGGACGGGGCUGCUCGCGCGGAGGCGCGACCUACGCGCGCGAGGUGUCUUCCGCUCUUCCAGUGAGGAUGAGAAGCUGCGCCGCAUUCGCAGCAAUUGA
Messenger RNA from Emiliania huxleyi CCMP1516, 537 nucleotides. RefSeq lists its product as hypothetical. The transcript is spliced from 3 exons. The coding region runs from base 1 to 537 and encodes 178 amino acids. Lineage: Eukaryota; Haptophyta; Isochrysidales; Noelaerhabdaceae. The record is from RefSeq and is a predicted model, not a curated record.